AUGAAAAGUUUGAAUCUUUACCAUCUUUUUCCCUUUUUAGUUUUCUCAUUUCUUGUUUUGUCUUUCCCUUUGAUAACAUCAUCAAGAAUUUUGCUUAAAGGUGAUUCUUUUUCAGUUAAAGAUGAUUCACAUUUCAUUACUUCUCCACAAAAAACAUUCACUUGUGGUUUUUAUCCUAUAGAAAGUACUAGUAAUGCUUAUUAUUUUGGAAUUUGGUAUACAAAUUCAAGAGAAAAAACUGUUGUUUGGAAUGCUAAACAAGAUAGGCCUGUUAAUCUCAAAGGGUCAAAGUUAACAUUAAGAAAGAAUGGAGCUUUAGUUUUAACAGAUGUUGAUGAUACAAUUGUUUGGCAAACAAACACAACAUCAUUUGAUGUUGAAAAGGCUGAGGUUCUUGAAACAGGAAACUUAGUAUUGAAGAAUCCUAAAGGUGAUAUUUUGUGGCAGAGUUUUGAUUUGCCUACUGAUACUUUAUUGCCUGAUCAAAGAUUUACCAAGAAUCAUAGAUUAGUUCCUCCUUUGAGGAAAGGGAGUUUAUCACCUGGAUACUUUAGUUUGUACUUUGAUAAUGAUAAUGUAUUGAGAAUGAUUUAUGAUGGUCCUUNACAAUUCAACUGUGAUAUUAAGAUCCCAAUUUUGGUCUAUGAGUCAAUGAAUUGUCUCUUUGGAAUUUUUUAUACAUGA
Solanum stenotomum is the source of this 684-nucleotide messenger RNA. RefSeq names its product putative receptor protein kinase ZmPK1. The transcript has a single exon. The record is from RefSeq and is a predicted model, not a curated record. NCBI's taxonomy places the organism in Eukaryota, Viridiplantae, Streptophyta, Magnoliopsida, Solanales, Solanaceae. The coding region runs from base 1 to 684 and encodes 227 amino acids.